Molecule: messenger RNA, 3133 nt
Organism: Aphanomyces astaci
Lineage: Eukaryota; Oomycota; Saprolegniomycetes; Saprolegniales; Verrucalvaceae
Exons: 1
Coding region: 2378-3097 (239 amino acids)
Biological process (GO): mRNA cis splicing, via spliceosome
Cellular component (GO): catalytic step 2 spliceosome
Molecular function (GO): RNA binding
Source: RefSeq, a predicted model, not a curated record
UUGUGUUGGAUGCAGUACACAAUGUUAAUCAAAUUACUAGUCGGAAUCACUCGAACUGCUGUCGCUGGACGACGACCCACUAGAGGAGCUGCCACUCGACGACGACCCCGAGCUGCUACUGCUACUGCUGCUGCUGCUACUAUCGGACGAAGAUCCAUCCUGGUGGCGCGCGGACGGCGCGGCCAUGAGCAGCUUUGGCGCGUUCUUCAGGUGCUCGCGGAGGUCCGUGGUGAGUCCGCCGAGUCCAAUGGACGUGAAAAAGUUGAUGGCAAAUCGCGUGUUGCGCGGGUUGUCCUUGGGAAACAGCCCGGCAAACGUCGUCGCCAUAAACUCGUCUAGGAAGCGCAGCUUGAGCUUCUGCACGCCCAAGUGUUCCGACAGCUCCUGGACCAGAAUCUUGAUGAAGAUACGGCUGGACGACGUCGUUUCUUGUUCGUUCAGGCGGAUGUACUCAAACACGGUCCACGGCAGCGCAUCCGAGAAGAGCAGGUGCGCAAAGAACUUGGCCACGUUGCGCAGCUUGUUGGUUUCUAACCGGUGGAUCGUCGCAUACUGGUUGGCAAAGCUAUCGUCAAACGCGGCCUGGUACUCGCGCUGGACGAGGCAGAACCGCUGCCCGAGCAGGCCAUAGUACCGCAAGUACGUCCGCUCUUGGGCGCAGCAGUCGAUGAGCAUGGCGCAGAUCUCGGGCUCUUGGCCUGGACGGAUGUUCAACCGCAAUAGCUUGUGUGCACAUUCUUCGUGGGAUACGCUCGACAUGAUGGUCAGGUAGAUUGUGCGGCGCAGGUUGACGAGAUCUUGUUCGCUAAAGUCGUGAAUCACCACACUCUUGGCAUUGGUACUUGGCUGCUCAUCCUCGCUGUCCGAGUCGUCGCCGCCGCUCUCGUCGUCGCCGUCGCCGCCGCUCUCGUCGUCGCUGUCUUCGCCAAGCAACUCCUUCUUGAUCUCGCCCCACAUCUUUUCGUUCUUGGCAAACUCCAAGUCGAACCGGAACACGUCGAGCUUGUCUUCAACGUCCACGUCGUCUUCAAGCCCGAGCUCGUGAGUGAUCUGGUCGUUCGAGUCGACCAAAUCGAGGGCUUCGUGCACGCUCGGGUAGUCGGCAAAGCCGCCCUUUCGAAUCGCAAACAGCCCUUCGAUCGUAUACUGCACGCGCUUGUCGAUCUCGCCUUCGUGGAGGAUGCCGCGGAACCGCUCAAAGAUGCCGCGCAUGCCUUCGGGACACACCUCCGACAUCAUGGCGCCGCACUCCUUGGUAAAGUUCACCGCCACCUCCACCGAGUCGUCCGUGGGGUUUUUGAUGAGCAGCCACAGCACCUGCAGUGCCAGGAGCUCGUGCACCACUUGCUGGUUAACCAAGUGCGCAAUGAACCGAACGAGCGCGAUGGCCACGACCUUGUCCCCGCGCUUGAACGACCGGCGGAAGCGGUGGACCACGCGCUUGACCAGCAGCUCGCCGUUCUCGGGAAGCUUGGUGUUGAUCACGGCAACCAGUGCCGCGUAGAUGUGCGUGAACCCUGGCGACGCCAGCUGCGCCUUCAUGAUCGAACGCACAAGCAGACCGCGACCGCGCACGAGGUUCUCCUGGAACAGCUCCGGGAGGAUGUUGGCGAUGUUGGACACGUUCACCUUGUUGAUGUGCCCGUUGAUGCUCUUCCGCAACGCAUCCCACGUCGUGCGCUGGUACUCCUGCGACGUCUUGUCCUCAAUCUCGGAUUUCAUCUGCGCCAACUUGAACGGCGGAAUGUACACCCCACCAGUGCGUCCGCUGCGGGUAUCCUGUGUCAAGAUGUUGACGGUCUUGCUUUUGGUCGGUUGGUCUUGGGACGGCGUGUCGUUCUCCUUGUUGUCGCGCUUCCCAUCGUUGGGGGAAGCACCUGUCGCUUUCACGACGACGGGAGAGCGCGGCGACCGGCGCCGACGAUCAUUGUCGUCGUCUCGACGCCGCUCCCCUCGAUGAUUCCGACCUCUGUCGCUGCUACGAUCUCGUGUCCGAGGUCGCUUUGGGGAAUUGGAUCGGCUGCUCCGUCGACGGCGAUCGCGUGGUCUCGACUCGCUUCUCCGCGAAGAAGGCCGAUCGCCUGUGCGGCGCUGGGGUGAUGGACUCCGUCGACGUCGGGAUGGACUGCGGCUAGAACCUGACGACGACGACGACGACGACGAUCGCGAAUGCUUCCGUGGACCCAUGACGUUUCUGCGGUCACCAGCAACUUUGAACCAGUGACAAGGACUCCACUAGGUUCGAAAUGUGGAGCUUUACCGGAUAUAUCCGGUUCAAAAACCGGGUAUUGGGAGUGUACACCGGGUAUUUGGAAGAUUUUUCGGGUGUAAAACACCAAGCACACCGGCCAUAUAAAAUCGAAGAACAACAGGUACCAUGACGACCGCUGCCCGACCAACGUGGAAUGCCGCCGUGGGCCAGAAGAACGAGGGCGGAUGGAACUCUGGCGGACAAGUGAGCAUGCAAUUCUCUGCACGUGACUUGCCGGGCCACAAGAAGCUCAAGACGCGGCAGUUGGGACAAGGCACUGUCGACGAACUCGAGCUGCGCGACCUCAAGAGUGAGUUGACCGACCGCGAACGCAAGUACCUCGAGGAAAAGGGCAAGGUCGUGGAUGUAGCACAGCAGAAGAUCCUUCGCUUGAAGGAGAACAAGAUGCUGCUGCUGAAGGGAGACGAGUGGGAGGAUCGGGCGAAGGAGGUCCAGACUCAGUACGACGACGCUGACGACGACACGCGGCAGAACGACAGCGACGACGAUUCCGACUCGGACGACGAUUCUGAAGACGAGGAAGAGGAACUCAUGCGGGAACUGGAGAAGAUCAAGAAGGAGCGGGAGGAAGAGCGGCUGAAGAAGGAAGCCGCGGACCGCGAAGCCGAAGAGAGUCUUCGGAAGGAGGAGAUCCUGCUGGGCAACCCAUUGACGUCCCGCCAAAGCAGCAACCCGUCGGGCAGCGCCACGAUCAAGCGCAAGUGGAACGACGACGUCGUGUUCAAGAACCAGACGCGCAACGAACCCGAGACGAAGAAGCGGUUCAUCAACGACACGAUCCGCAACGACUUCCACCGCCGGUUCCUGAAAACGUACAUUCAAUAGUAUAUGCAACACGAAUAUACUUGAUACAUACCUCCA